AUGGAGUGCAGUGUUGAGGGCAGCGUCACUAACUGGACGUAUCGCUUUUACAAAAGUGGUAACAGACAUUAUGAUCAAAUUGAAAAGACCAAAGAACACACUUACACCAUCGAGUCCGUGAUUCAGUCUGACAGUGGAGAAUAUGGCUGUGACUCCUACAGUGCUGAUUACCGUCAAGUCUUUGGAUCCAGAAAUCCUGUUACACUGACUGUUCAUGAACUCUUCAGUAAGCCCACCCUGACAGUCCAGCCCAAUACCAUAUUGUGGGAAGGUGACAAUGUGACACUGAAGUGUCAGUCUGAGAGUAAAGUGCAGCAGACACAACUGCGGUACAAAUUCUACAAAGACAAGCAAUCUGUGAGUCAAAGAGCUUCAGAGUCGGAGUUCAGAAUUCCAUCAGCUCGUCCAGAGACGUCCGGCAGUUACUGGUGUGUGGUGGGGGGAGAAGGGAAGAAGACUGAGAAGAAAUCAAGUGAGCGAGUGCAGGUGACCGUGAGAGAGCUGUUCACCAAGCCCACCCUGACAGUCCACCCCAGUACCAUAUUGUGGCAAGGGGAUAAUGUGACCCUGAGGUGUCAGUCUGAGAGUCGAUUUCAGGGGACACCCUUGACAUACAAAUUCUACAGAGACGAGGAACCUGUGAGUCAAAGAGCUUCAGAGUUGGAGUUCACAAUUUCAUCAGCUCGACCAGAGAAGUCUGGCAGUUACUGGUGUGAGGUGGAGGAAGAAGGGAAGAAGACUGAGAAGAAAACAAGUGUGCGAGUGCAGGUGACCGUGAGAGGAAACAGAAAUGUGACAUUGACACUGAGGACUGAGGGGACACCUGUGUACAUCGGAGACAAAGUGACAAUGGAGUGCAGUGUUGAGGGCAGCGUCACUGACUGGACGUAUCGCUUUUACAAAGUUGUUAAUGAACAUUAUGAUCAAAUUAAAGCGGCCACUGAACGCACUUACACCAUCGAGUCUGUGAUUCAGUCUGACAGUGGAGGAUACGGAUGUGACUUCUACAGUGCUGAUUACCGUCAAGCUUUAGGACCCAGCAAUCGUGUUACACUGACUGUUCAUGAACUCCUCAGUAAGCCCACCCUGAUAGUCCACCCCAGUACCACAUUGCGGGAAGGUGACGCUGUGACCCUGAGGUGUCAGUCUGAGAGUCAAGUGCAGCAGACACAACUGUGGUACAAAUUCUACAGAGACGAGGAAUCUGUGAGUCAAAGAGCUUCAGAGUCGGAGUUCAGAAUUCCAUCAGCUCGACCAGAGACGUCCGGCAGUUACUGGUGUGAAGUGGAGGCAGAAGGGAAGAAGAUUGGGAAGAAAACAAGUGAGCGAGUGCAGGUGACCGUGAAGGGAAUUCCAAAGGCCACACUGGCACUAAUGAGACACAGAGAUGUGGUGUACACUGGAGACACGGUGGCCAUGAACUGCAGCAUUGAUGGCAGCUUUACUGACUGGAGGUAUCAGUGGUACAGAGGGAAUGUGGCAAACAGGGGGAGUCCAAUUAAAGAUGUCACUGGACAAACUUACACCAUCCAGUCUGUGACUCAGUCUGACAGUGGACCAUACUGGUGUGAAGCCCACAGAGAUGAUCCCCUUCAUCACUCACGUCCCAGUAAUGCUGUUACUCUGACAGUUAAAGAGCUGUUCACCAAGCCCACCCUGACAGUCCACCCCAGUACCACAUUGUGGCAAGAGGACAAUGUGACCCUGAGGUGUCAGUCUGAGAGUCGAUUUCAGGGGACACCCUUGACAUACAAAUUCUACAGAGACGAGGAACCUGUGAGUCAAGGACUUUCAGAGUCGGAGUUCACAAUUCCUUCAGCUCGACCAGAGAAGUCCGGCAGUUACUGGUGUGAGGUGGGGGAAGAAGGGAAGAAGACUGAGAAGAAAACAAGUGAGCGAGUGCAGGUGACCGUGAGAGAGUCUUCUUCAGUUAUGAUUUCAUUUAUUCUCAGAGCCAGUUUGUUUCUUUUGAUGCUUCUGCCGGUGCUUGUCGUUUAUCAGAUGACUGAAGGUUUUUCAUGCUUUGACUGUAAGAAGGCCAGAAGAUUGUACAGCAUCUGA
This is a messenger RNA of Polypterus senegalus (gray bichir), 2061 nucleotides long. RefSeq names its product Fc receptor-like protein 2. The transcript is spliced from 10 exons. Gene Ontology annotation, molecular function: transmembrane signaling receptor activity. The record is from RefSeq and is a predicted model, not a curated record. NCBI's taxonomy places the organism in Eukaryota, Metazoa, Chordata, Cladistia, Polypteriformes, Polypteridae. The coding region runs from base 1 to 2061 and encodes 686 amino acids. Gene Ontology annotation, biological process: cell surface receptor signaling pathway.